Molecule: messenger RNA, 2580 nt
Organism: Trematosphaeria pertusa
Lineage: Eukaryota; Fungi; Ascomycota; Dothideomycetes; Pleosporales; Trematosphaeriaceae
Product: P-loop containing nucleoside triphosphate hydrolase protein
Exons: 3
Coding region: 35-2323 (762 amino acids)
Cellular component (GO): intracellular anatomical structure; spliceosomal complex
Molecular function (GO): RNA binding; ATP binding; RNA helicase activity
Source: RefSeq, a predicted model, not a curated record
CACCGCCGCCGCCUCCCCGCAACAAACGCCCGCCAUGGCCACCAAACGCGAAUUCGACGCCGACGACACCUCCAGCGCAAAGCGCGUCAAGAUGGAGAACGGGAACGGCAGCCUGGACCCCGCCAGCAACCCGUACCUUGCCCACUGGAACGAGCCGAUGGCGAAGAAAGAUCCCUCCAACUCCGCCGACCGGCUGCACUCGUUUAAGCGCCAUGCGACGACGGCGAAGCAAGCGAAGGCCGCCGAGGACGGCCCCAUCAACCCGUUCACCGGCAAGACGCUGUCGAACAACUACUUCAGCAUCCUGCACAAGCGUAGAGACUUGCCUGUCCACCAGCAGAGAGAAGAGUUCCUGAAGCUUUACCAGGAAAGCCAGAUUCUUGUCUUUGUCGGUGAAACCGGUUCCGGAAAGACGACCCAGAUCCCUCAGUUUGUGCUCUUCGACGACCUCCCGCAGCUGAAUGCGAAGAUGGUCGCCUGUACGCAGCCCCGUCGAGUCGCCGCAAUGUCCGUUGCCCAGCGUGUCGCCGAGGAACUGGACGUGGAGCUCGGGGCCGAGGUUGGUUACAGCAUUCGUUUUGAGGACAAGACCAGCCCGAGCACCAUCCUCAAGUACAUGACGGACGGAAUGUUGCUACGGGAAGCCAUGCACGAUAACAACCUCACGAGGUAUAGCACCAUCAUUCUCGACGAAGCCCACGAGCGCACGCUUGCCACGGAUAUUCUCAUGGGUCUGUUGAAAGAGGUGGUUCUGAGGCGCCCGGACUUGAAGCUCAUCAUCAUGAGCGCCACCCUCGAUGCGACCAAGUUCCAGAAAUACUUCCACAAUGCGCCGCUGCUUGCCGUGCCUGGACGCACCCACCCCGUCGAGAUCUUCUACACGCCGGCGCCAGAGCGAGAUUACGUGGAGGCUGCACUGCGCACCGUGUUGCAGAUCCACGCUACGGAAGAGGAGGGCGACAUCCUGCUGUUCCUUACCGGAGAAGAGGAGAUUGAGGAUGCCUGCAGAAAAAUCAACCUGGAGACACAGGAUCUCAUCAGGGAAGACGCCGCUGGACCUCUUACUGUGUACCCCCUCUACGGAACACUGCCCCCUGCGCAACAGCAGAAGAUCUUCAGCCCGGCACCGCCGCCGCUCAAACCGGGCGGCCGACCUGGACGAAAGUGCAUCGUCUCUACCAACAUCGCCGAAACGUCGCUCACCAUCGACGGAAUCGUGUAUGUCGUGGACCCCGGUUUCAGCAAGCAGAAGGUGUAUAAUCCGCGCAUUCGAGUUGAGUCUCUGCUGGUUUCGCCUAUUUCAAAAGCCUCUGCACAGCAGCGAGCCGGUCGUGCCGGUCGUACUAGGCCUGGCAAGUGUUUCCGGUUAUACACCGAAUCUGCGUUUAAGAAAGAGCUCAUUGAGCAGACGUAUCCUGAGGUGCUCCGAUCGAAUCUAGCAAGCACCGUGCUAGAGUUAAAGAAGCUGGGUAUCGAUGACCUGGUCCACUUCGACCUCAUGGACCCACCGGCGCCUGAGACGCUGAUGCGCGCGCUGGAAGAGCUCAAUUAUCUGGCUUGUCUGGAUGACGAGGGAGAGUUGACUACCCUAGGCAGACUGGCCUCCGAGUUCCCCUUGGAUCCUGCAUUGGCUGUCAUGCUUGUUACAUCCCCGGAGUUUUACUGCUCGAACGAGAUCUUGUCCCUGACCGCACUGCUCUCUGUGCCUCAAAUCUUCGUGAGGCCAGCCAGCAACCGGAAACGAGCGGAUGAGAUGAAGGAUCUCUUUGCGCACCCCGACGGCGAUCAUCUCACCAUGCUCAACGUGUAUCACGCAUUCAAGAGCGACGAUGCGCAAGCGAAUCCCAAGCAGUGGUGCCAUGACCACUUCCUAUCCUAUCGAGCCCUGCAACAAGCCGACAACGUCCGCCUGCAGCUGAAGCGUAUAAUGGAGCGCGAGGAGCUGGAGCUCAUGUCGACGCCGUUCGAGAAUAAAAAGUACUACGAGAAUAUUCGCCGAGCGCUCGUGGCUGGCUUCUUUAUGCAGGUCGCGAAGCGGGAGGGCAACGGCAAGACUUACACGACCGUCAAGGACGAGCAGAACGUCUUGUUGCAUCCGAGUACAGUCCUGGCCCAGGACAGCGAAUGGGUCGUUUACAACGAAUUCGUGCUCACUACGAAGAACUACAUCCGGACGGUUACUGCGGUGAAGCCAGAGUGGCUAUUGGAUAUUGCUCCAAAUUACUACGACCUUGCGACCUUCAAAAAGGGCGAGAUCAAGCAAGCCUUGCAGCGAGUGGUCACUAAGAUGGAGCGGAAGGAGGCCGAAAAGGGCAGACGAUAGUGCUUCGUAGGGAGCAGUUCCCCUCCUGCACUACAAAUGCUUCCCGUUUCGAUUGUCAUAUGUAUUUUGGUCAAAGAACACGAGACACCCCACCAUGGUAUCUAUGAACCAUCGCGAGGGUAACGAAAGGACUGGUAUUGGGAUUGGUGUAGGUUAGGCGACAGACGGUUUCGGUGUAUGAGUAGGGCUCAGGUGUCCCCCUCUGGCGGGAUAGAUAUAGACAUGUAAAAGGACAUGCGCAAAACGUCCACCUCGCG